AUGAAAUUACCUUCCAACCCGUCCAGAUUGAUGUCUUCAAAACCUUCCUCACCGCCUCGUCCAAAGAAACGUACAUCCUCUUUAGUGAUUGACGAUGAGCCCUCAAUUGGUAAAGACAGUCACCUCUUUAGAGAGGACCGCAAUUGGAAAUUCUGGCCAAGAGAGAGAGCCCAAUCUUGGUCAUUCUGGUCGAAUCCUCCGCAUGUUCAUUUGGAAGCUACAGGUGGAUCUUUGGAUAAUCCAAGAGGCAACACUACUAUUAAAAAGGAUUUAGAAAACCUUGUAAUUCCAAAGCUAAACAACCUCCCACUAGCUACAACUUCUGUUUAUCUGAAUCACAAUUACAAACGAAUACGGAGAGUUUUCGGGUACUCCGAGAAAGAACAACAUUUGAACAGACUCCCCGCUCCAACGCCCCUAAAGAAAGUAUUGAUAAUUGGAGUCCAUGGAUUUUUCCCCACUAAGAUGCUCCGACCAAUCAUUGGUGAACCUACUGGAACUUCGCUCAAAUUUGCAACUUUGGGGGAAAGUGCAGUAUUGGAAUGGGCAAGGGAGAGGGAAAUGGAUGUUGAAAUACGGAAGAUAGCCUUGGAGAAGGAGGGGAAAAUUUUCAAUCGAGUGGAUUUCUUCUUUGAUAUAUUGAGUCAAAAUAAGAGUGAAAUCGAUGAAUCGGAUUUUAUAUUUGUUUGUUCACAUUCUCAGGGGACCCCUGUUUCCAUCAUACUAAUUGCUAAAUUAUUGGAAUAUGGUAUUAUUGAUGGAUCCAAAAAAAUUGGAAUUCUAGGUAUGGCUGGUAUAAAUUUAGGACCUUUCUAUGGGAUGGAUAAAUCACUAUUUGUACGUGCAUAUUCAACAAUUGAAAACGAAUCAUUGUUGGAAUUGUUUCAAUUUCAGAAUUUCGAAAGCUUACAAUCUAGAAAAUAUGUGGAAUCCCUGAAAACUUUGAUUAAGAACAACGUCAAAUUGGUAUUUAUUGGCUCAAUUGAUGAUCAAUUGGUUCCACUUUACUCAUCAGUUGCAAUUCAUAUCCAUCACCCAAAUAUUUUCAGAUCAAUCUAUAUAGAUAACUCUACAAAUACCCCGGACUUUUUAGCAAGAAUCCUCAAAUUAUCGUGUAUGUUGCUCAAUUUAGGUUAUUCGGAUCAUGAUGUCAUAAAGGAAAUUUCCCCCUCUUUACCUGGCCCAAUCACCGGCGGUGGACAUUCCAAAAUUUACAAUGAAUUACAAGUCUAUAAACUCGCCUUGGAUUUCACCUUACAAACAAACUCCUCCUCAAUUGCAAUCGACCAACCAAUAAAGUUGAAGCCCUUUGAUAUUAAAAAGUUGGGUAAAUUGAGUAACCCCUUCAAUUUACCCUGGUGUGUCCGUGGUCUCUUUUUUGAGACAAAGAGGAAACUCCCGCAUGGAGAUGAGGAAAUCGAUAACGUCUUCAAGGAAUUUGAUUGCUGGCAUCCAAACUCAAAGGCAUUGAAGGAUGUCAAAUAUAGACUCAAUGGAAUCAAGGCAAAGCUAUAG
This is a messenger RNA of Pichia kudriavzevii, 1515 nucleotides long. RefSeq lists its product as uncharacterized. Bases 1 to 1515 code for a protein of 504 amino acids. NCBI's taxonomy places the organism in Eukaryota, Fungi, Ascomycota, Pichiomycetes, Pichiales, Pichiaceae. The transcript has a single exon. The record is from RefSeq and is a predicted model, not a curated record.